Messenger RNA from Drosophila biarmipes, 1593 nucleotides. It is a transcript of the gene Rnmt, whose product is annotated as mRNA cap guanine-N7 methyltransferase. Gene Ontology annotation, molecular function: mRNA 5'-cap (guanine-N7-)-methyltransferase activity. The transcript is spliced from 3 exons. Gene Ontology annotation, cellular component: nucleus. The record is from RefSeq and is a predicted model, not a curated record. Bases 41 to 1345 code for a protein of 434 amino acids. Lineage: Eukaryota; Metazoa; Arthropoda; Insecta; Diptera; Drosophilidae. Gene Ontology annotation, biological process: 7-methylguanosine mRNA capping.
GGUGAAAACAUCACGAAAAUAAAGUGGAAAUUUGGAAACUAUGAGCGUGAAUUACGAACAAAGUGCGGCGGAUGAGCAGUUCGCGAGGGCGCACAAGGCAGUCAGUCUGUCGGACGACGAGGAGGAGGGCGAGGGCCCGGCGGAGAUCACAUCCCUGCAAGAAGAUGGACCACCUGCCGCCAAGCGGGCCCGGGAGUUCUACGAGGAGCCGGGCGGGAAAGGUGAAGGAGGAGCCAGUGGCGAUGGAAGUGAGCCGGAUGAGCAGGAGCAGCCGGAGGCGGAGGCUGCCGGAGGAGCGGCGAACACACAUGUGGUGGCCCACCACUACAACGAGCUGAAGGAGGCCGGCCGCAAGGACCGCCAGAAGUCGAAGAUCUUCUUCAUGCGCAACUUCAACAACUGGAUCAAGAGCCAGCUGAUCAACGAGUACAUGUCGCAGAUCAAGGACCAGAAGCGCAUGGGCGAUGCUCUGCGGGUGCUGGACAUGUGCUGCGGCAAGGGCGGCGACCUGCUCAAGUGGGAGAAGGCGGCCAUCUCGCACCUCAUCUGCACGGACAUCGCAGAGGUGUCCGUGGAGCAGUGCCAGCGGCGGUACCAGGACAUCCUGCAGCGCGCCGAGAAGUCCAAGUUCGCCAAUAAGUUCACCGCCGAGUUCUUUGCCUGCGAUUCCACGUUGGUGCGCCUGAGGGAGCGCUACAAGGACCCCUCGCUGCAGCUGAAUCUCGUGUCCUGCCAGUUUGCCUUUCACUAUUGCUUCGAGUCCAUGGCGCAGGCGGAUUGCAUGAUGCGCAAUGCAGCCGAGUGUCUGAAGCCGGGUGGCUUCUUCAUAGCCACCAUGCCGGAUGCCUACGAGAUCGUGCGGAGGCUAAGGGCAGCUGGCCCGGAUGCCACUCGCUUCGGCAACGAUGUCUACAGCAUCGAGUUUGACUGCGAAACGGAUCCGCUGCCCUUCUUCGGGGCUAAGUAUCAGUUUCACCUGGAGGGCGUCGUAGACUGCCCCGAGUUCCUGGUGCACUUCCCCACGCUUGUAAAGCUGGGCAGGAAGUACGGCCUGCAGCUGAUCAGGAAGUCCACAUUCGCGGACUACUACAAGGAGAGCCUGCCCCAUGGUCGGCAUCUCCUGCAGCGCAUGUCCGGUCUGGAGACGGUGCAGGCACAGCGCUGUGAAAAUGAUGAGCAGUUCGCGCACGUGAAGAACUUCCAGGGAGCACAGCGCGGAAGGCCUCUGGGCACCCUCUCCAAGUCGGAAUGGGAAGCAGCAACUCUUUAUCUGGUUUGUGCCUUCAAGAAAUGCAAAAACACGUGGGACACCAAUGGCAAACCUUUGUUUGAAUUCGACGACUGAAUAUUGCCAAAAACUUGAGCAUCAUAGGUUAUUUUUCUGUACGCGUGGCCCAACAUUUUUAAAAUCUAUAUUAUACUCGAAAGCAUGAACAGAUUAUUGCUGGCUGAAAAGUUUAGCUCGUAAGUGGAAUUUGUAAGGUACGUUCGUUUUGUGUUCAUAGGAUUCAAUUUAUAUUUACUAUUCAAUUUUACAACAUCCAAAAACUUGAUUGUUCAUUUUAGCUUAAAUAUAACAAAUAACAAGAUCAA